This is a messenger RNA of Pseudo-nitzschia multistriata, 2013 nucleotides long. Lineage: Eukaryota; Bacillariophyta; Bacillariophyceae; Bacillariales; Bacillariaceae. The record is from the annotation of a GenBank genome assembly.
AAUAAUGUACGUGUUGUGAAUAGGAAAGAAAAUACUACUUCGUACUUCGUACGGUACAGUAAAGUGGAACGUCUGUAGAUACGUACGUACCGCUGCCAAUGGCAGUACUUCUAAUACGUAGAAGUACCAGUGCUACUACUACUAAUGCACGUUCAAGAAAAUAGAAACUACAUCAAGUGUACCGGUAUAUUUCAGGGAACGAUCGGCACAGCGACCGCAGGAACAGGAAGGAAAACAAGCCAGCAUCCCAAACCAGAGACAACAAAAGAGCGACCCGGGCACGAUGAGGACGCCAGGGAUGGCGGCGCAGCGAAGCAUAGCCAUCGCAGCCAAGAACGGGAUGCGGCGGCCCAAGCCCCCCUCCCUCUCCCGCGGUUGUGGUCUGUGGACCGCCACCGCCCUGCUGCUGUCCGGCGGUUGGCCUUCCGCGCGACGCUCGGUGGUGUGGAGCGCCGCGGCCCUGGCAGCCAAGGACAAGGCCCCGGGCGCGGACCGCGGGGCAACGACCCUUUUUUCCUCCCCUUUGUCGCCGUCGCCGUCGUCCUUUACCAUCCACUCCUCGAUUUCGGAACUCCUCUCGGAACACGACUACGACGCCUUUAUCCUGGACCAGUUUGGGGUCCUCCACAACGGGAAGGAUCCCCUCCCCGGUGCCGUGGACUGCGUCGAGCGCAUCUCCGCGGUUUCGUCCGGAGACGACGACGACGACGACGACGACACACCAAAAACAACACGGAAACAGCUGCUGCUGACGGUCCUUUCCAACACCAGCAGCCCGGCCAAAACGACGCUGGACCGUUUGCACAACAGGCUCGGCUUUGAUCGGUCCCGCUUCAUCGGUGCCGUUACCUCGGGGGAGGAAGCCGCCCGGUACAUACGGGAAACCUUUGGAGGGCCUCCGGCGGCACAAGCUGAAAGACAAACAGAAAGACAAACGAAACGGUUCUUCGUCUGGUGCACCUGGGAUCGAGACAACCAAAACGUCCCCGAUCCGCUCGAGUUCCUGGAGCUGUGCGGACCGGGCAUCGAACCGACCCUCGACGUCGACAGGGCCGAUUUCGUGGUGGCCCACGGAUCGGGGGCGAUCCGGGGGGUUCGAGACGGUGGCGGUGGCGAUCGCGGGCUCGAGGUCCGCUCCAUGGGGACCUUUCUCGACGACGGCGACCUGGGGGAGGGGACCCCUAUCCACGGCCUCCUCUCGAGGUGCGCCGACGCGAACCUCCCCAUGGUCUGCGCCAAUCCCGACGAGGUCGUAAUGUACCACGACGGAAGCCUCAAGCACAUGCCGGGGAAACUCGCGGGGGCCUACGAGCGCAUCCUCCGGGAGCGGAGCACCGCAGAGGGGGGCGAAGGCACCGGCGAACGCACUCCCACCAUUCGGAUCUUUGGAAAGCCCCACAGGGAGCACUUCGAGGCCUGCCUGCGGGACCUCGAUCUGGCCCACCGGCGGCGCAACCAGCAACAGCAGCAGCAGCAGCAACAACCACCACCGGCCCCCGGUGGAGAACCGGAACGAGAAGGACCCCGCGCCGCUCUGAGGGUCGCCCACGUCGGCGAUUCCCUCCACCACGACGUGGCCGGUGCAAACGCUUCCGGGAUCCCGAGCAUCUUUGUGGCGGGCGGGAUCCACGCGGAGGAGCUGUGGGGGGAGGGCGAGAGGGACCUGCCGCCGAGCCGGGCCGUCCUGGAAGAAUUCUUUGCCAGGGAGGGGCACACCCCCACCCACGUCGUUCCCGCGUUUCGCUUCUGAAAUGGUGUGGUGUGGUGUGGUGUGGUGUGGCUUGGUAGAAUGGAAUGGAAUGCAAAAACCAUCUGUUGCUAAAGGAUCAUGGUUAACACUGUAGUCUCGUACCGUACAUGUCGAACCAGAAACUCUCGUAGCACUUGUACCAUUUGUUGGGAGUGCCAUGCAUUCGUUCGCAGAGCAUUCUUUCGUGCAAUCGAUAGGUUCGUUUCCGGCAUGCGCACACCCAGAGUAUACAGCUGCUCCUGGAAUAGAAAUGCUUUCGAUGC